Messenger RNA from Podospora pseudocomata, 234 nucleotides. RefSeq lists its product as uncharacterized. Lineage: Eukaryota; Fungi; Ascomycota; Sordariomycetes; Sordariales; Podosporaceae. The transcript is spliced from 2 exons. Bases 1 to 234 code for a protein of 77 amino acids. The record is from RefSeq and is a predicted model, not a curated record.
AUGCUUCUUCCGAUCCUGCCUGCGGUGUCUUGCUCUGGUGGCAGAGAGAAAGUCGAUCCAUCCCUGGACACUUACAUGCGCAGGUGGACAGGUCCAGAUCUGGGAAUCCCAUGCACACACUUUGGCGCUGUCCUUGGCCAGGAAACCCUCAAUCCACAAACUCGGGACAAGAGGCCGCCUUUCCCCCUCCGUGUGUCUGCCCGGGAGCCUACACAUUCUGGGCGGACGGUUUGA